Molecule: messenger RNA, 4171 nt
Organism: Bombyx mori (domestic silkworm)
Lineage: Eukaryota; Metazoa; Arthropoda; Insecta; Lepidoptera; Bombycidae
Product: prostatic acid phosphatase
Exons: 7
Coding region: 1296-2441 (381 amino acids)
Biological process (GO): dephosphorylation
Molecular function (GO): phosphatase activity
Source: RefSeq, a predicted model, not a curated record
AUUUUAGUUAUUUUUACAUCGAUAUAUAUCGAUGCAUUUUUAAGUCAAACUUGGAAGAGAACGAUAAGACAACGGGCGAUAAGACAAGUGAAGUUCGUUGUAGUUUAGAAAGACAUACUUUUUGUAACUAUUGUCUUCGAACGGUAAAAAAUCCUCGGGAUUGUAUUUAGAAGCAAUCAUUACAUCAUUCUAAUUGACACAAUCAUUUUAAUGACAUAAUUAUAAUAAUGAUUUAUUAGCAAGCUGCGUCAACGCAUAAGUCCGGUAGGCCCGCGUCCACGGCCUGCUCAGCGCGCCGCCACGCCACUGACGUCACCGCGACGUCCGCAGACCCAUCUGAUAACUCACCAGCUCACACAUCGCGUUCAAAGUAUUACACGCAGGUUUAGGUACAUCCUCACGUAUCAGCCACGUAUUCAAUCAUCGUUGAAAAAUAAAAACCGCCAUUGUACAUGUGGCAGAGCGUAGUGUCGGUCCGCAAGAGCAGGUAGGUGCCGUAAGUGGGUAGGUAGAUGAGUAGGUACCGCUAUCCUACCUAUUUCUGCCCAAAAAUAGUCAUGAGAUUUGUUUCACAGGGUGAGACGGCUGUUGUACAACACAAUUAAGACUUCGACCUCAAGUCUUACAGCGAGUGGCAACAUUUUUGUGGCUCCGGUAACCACUUAUCACCUGGUGAACGUUAGCGCGUUGAACCAUUUAUGCAACAAAAAUAUUGACUAAGCAGUUCUAGUGCUACAGACUCUCGGAUGUCCCAGCAUCCCAGUAGGGCCGUCGCUGUAAGGCACUCUUCUUAGACGACUUCCCACAAGCCAGUACUUCUAUUGGCUUCAAUGUCCGAUCUGAAUUGUAAACUUCACUUCCCACAGCCAGGAAAUAAAAACACGGAUUGCAGUAGUUCACUUGAUUCUGUAUUAGUCCACUUGUACAAUUUUUAGGUAUGUGUUCAUUACAGACUACACAUCUUUUUGCCCAUUUUUUCGUCUACCGCCUUUUUUUAUUAUGACUCGUCCUCACUACCGCUAUGGCUCCCACCAACAGCGUUGCCAUAUCGCAAUCCGAAAAUUGUCUAAUUUUAACACGAUAAAUAUUAUAUUAUAAUUAUUUUACAGACUUUACAUUUAUAGAUAUCAAUAAUGAUUCACAUAUUUUAAAAAUAUUAUCAAAAUAUUUGGCGAGCCCGUCAAACCCUACAGAUAACUCAUAGAUUAGCCUUAAUAAUUAUCUAGUAUGAAAAUAAAAAGCAGUAUAUAAGCUCACAAAGCGACGUGCUAUAGAGUAGGACUAACUCAGCCGACAUGCGAGUCGUGUACUUUGUAGGCGUCUUGGCUGCGUUGGCCCAGCACGUCAGGGCUGGCGACGCUACAGACGGAACCGAACUGGUUUCAACUUUUUUGGUACAUCGGCACGGCGACAGGACGCCGGUGGAGAUCACCCUGGCCAUGUCCACGGACCCCGCCGCGCUGGAGCAGGCCGCGGCUCCCUAUGGCUUUGGACAACUCACUGAGUUCGGUAAGAAGACCAGCUACAAAGUGGGAGAGUACAUCAAGUCACGUUACGGCGCUCUGCUCUCGGACCGAUACAACGCCUCCGAGAUCUUCAUCCGGUCCACGGACUCGACACGCACGAAGAUGACUGUCCUGACCGCGAUGGCCGCUGUCUACCCACCUCCUGAAGACAACUGGAGCUCAGAGAUUCACUGGACCCCCGUGCCCUACACCACCGUCCCACCUAAAUAUGACCAUAACCUGGCAAACCUCAACUGUCCGGAGUUCAUCUCGUUCUACUACGACCAGUUCAUGAAACCUUCCGAGAAGAUGGCCCCCUACCGCGACUUCCUGGCGAGAUGGUCUGAAAUUCUCGGUUUCGACCUCGUGCAGAUGCCCGCCCUGGCGUACAUGUUCUACGACGUAUACACUGCUCAGCUCGGGCUGGGCGUCCCGCUGGACGAGGCCACGGCGCAGAAGUUCCCCGAGAUCGAAGCGGCGGCCGGGGCGGCCAUCGACGUCGUGUUCGGAGAUGAAAACUACAUCGCGCUACAAGCGGGAGUGUUGCUGAAUGAGUUCUUGAAGGCGGCGGCGGCGGUGGUGGGGGGCGAGAGCGCGCGGCGGGUGCACGUGUACUCCGCGCACGACUACAACGUGUACUCCCUGAUGGCCGUCUCCAGGAUCAGUCCGCGACAAGGAGUGCCCAAGUACGGCUCCGUAUUCUCCCUCGAGCUGAGGAAGGUCACCGCGACCGGGAAGUAUGUAGUUUUGCCCGUUUAUCUAAGAUCUCCGUACGAGCAGAUCCAGUACCUGCAGGUGGAGGGCUGCAGCGCGCUGCUGUGUGACCUGGAAGAGUUUCAGCAGCUCACCUCCCGCUACGUGCUCGAAGAGGACGAGUGGAGGACGAAGUGCGGCUUCACGCACGACCUCGAAGUGGACGACUCCAGCAUUAACUAAGAGUGCUCAAGAAGGACGUCCCUCCCUUUUAAAAACGAGUGUUUGUUCAGUAGUGUCACCUCCGGUGCUGAAGCGGACCCCUGUGCAAUAAUCAUAUCUUUUUUACAAAUAAUAUUUAUUUAUUUAUUUAUUAAGUUGCACCAACAAAGUGAUCAUCAAUACAAAACAUUGACCAAUUGACAAAAGUUCAUGGCAGAUGUCACCUCAAUAUAGGUGCAAUCGACAGUGCAUUAACAAAAAAAAAAAAUAUACCUAUAUAUAACUAAGAUUUGAUUACAUUUCAUUCAUUGCUUAAGAUAAAUUUAUGUUUAAUGGGGAAAUGAUCCGCGACAGAUUUUUCCUGUAAGCUGUGAGACAAUUAGAAAAAACAUCUUUUUCACUUAAAAUUAGUUCAGCGCAAUCGGACAACUCCGAAGGAACAUUGACGGAGACCGUGCUACCCUGGACAUUAUUGUAGUCCCAAAGGAUUCUCUGAUCUAAUUAUAUGGGAAUGAAUAUGAUAGAGCGGCAACAGCACACGGGGCCGGCCCGACCCUGCUGUCGCCUGUCAGUCGGCCCACCGCGCGGUAAGCCACCCUCGCUGAGAGAACUUCCCUGUGUCGUUCCCUGUACGAGUACUCGCCCACUCGCGCACUCCUAUUGUUCUAAUGUUCAGAUCGGAACUCAGGCCUGCUCGGAUCAGAGGGACGGUUGUCCCUAGUACCCGCCUAGUCGUACGGGCCGCUGUUACUGCCACUGUCUAGCUUCGAUGAGAGUCUAUAACAUCCCAUUAUUCCCAUUACAUUCAGUACCUGACGAACCACCAUAGCAUGAUCUUCUGAUCCAUAAUCUCAGUGGCAACAAAACAUAACGAGUAAGUACAUGUUAGUGAUAUAUUCAGUAAAUAUUCUAGAUUACAGGCGUGUGACAGCAACAAAUAUUAAUGUAAGUUUUGAUAGUUAAUAAUUAAUUAAUUGUAUUCAUGUCAUCAAUGUGUUUGAAAAAUCUUUAAAGUUUUCACAAUGAAGCAAUCACAUAAACAUCACAAUGUUCAAGUAUUUUAAAUCAAUCCAGUUUACCGAAAUAAGCCAUCACUAGCGCUAUCUAUUGCAUGAAACACAAAUGUUUCGCGCGAAUUAUAACUAGAGUUGGCGUAUAAUAUUUGGUUGGCGAAAUCACUCGUAUUAGUUUACUAAUAUUACGCUAGAUGGCAUUAAAAUAAAAAAAAACAAAUUCAUUUUCGAACUGUAAAUACUUGAUAUUAGUGUAUCUUCAAUACGUGAAGGAAAAACUUUGUACCCUUUUUACGAAAAUUGCGCGGACGGAGGAGUAUGAAAUUUCCUACACUUAUAGAGAAUAUAGAGAAAGAGUGCAGAAUGUUAAUAUUUUUUUAAAUUAUGCCUAAAAAUACAUUAAAUCAAUAAAUAAAACAUUACACAGCUAUCAUGUAUUUGACGCACACACGCAUGCAUACUAUUUAUUUAUUGUCAAACUUUUGUUCUUGACGUCUGUGGUCAAAUUGAGAAUAGAUUAAAAAUAUUGUUUGUCUUUGUUAAUAUUUUUCUAUAGUGUAGAGUUAGGCAAUCGCCUGAUGCCCGUAUUUGCUGAAUGCACAUCGGAUGACCCCGUGCGUCAUAACAGAAACUGCACCAUUGCAGAUUUAGCAAUAAGUUUACUUAAUAAAUAUAUUGUAAUUGUAAAUUAGUCUUGUAGUACAUUCAAACGAAUAAACAUCGUUUUAAUUAAAUAAA